CGAUCUGCGAGUUGACAGAUGCAAGCGUUUACACGCUGGGUGUCGCCAAUCCUUCGAUAAGCUCCGAAGUCCUGCUUGCGGUACCUUACCCAUCGUGGGACGAAGAUUCGUCCGCGGUUUCCCUCGUAGCGACUACAGUGCUCCUCGCAGAUCGUCUCAUUGCCUGAUAUGACCUUGAUAACACGCUUCACCAACUGUCGAGUGCUCCGGAAUGGUAAGCUCAUCCGGGACGACCUUUACGUACGGGACGGUAAAAUCAUCGAUUACAUGCAGAUAUUCUACGAGGAAAGACGGAAGUGUGAUAUAGCGCUCGAUUGUAAAGGGAGAAUAAUCGCUCCUGGUUUCAUUGACUUACAAAUAAACGGAGGCUUCGGCUAUGAUUUCUCGCAUGACUGCGAAAAAAUCGAGUCGGCUGUUCGUGAAGUUGCACAGAGACUUCUAUCUUCUGGGGUGAUCGGUUUUUGCCCCACGCUGGUCACCUCCGACCCCGCAGUUUAUCCCGAAGUUUUGAAGAAGAUCAGGAAGGAGACCGGAGGGAAACAUGGAGCGGCUAUUUUAGGUCUGCACCUUGAAGGACCAUUCAUAGCCAUGGACAAGAGGGGCGCUCAUAAUCCAUCAUACGUCCGAACCUUGGAAAAUGGAGUUUGUGACUUGACGGACGUUUACGGUAACGAUCUGUCAUCGGUGGCGAUCGUGACCCUGGCUCCCGAGUUGGAUAUUCGUAGGGAAGUGAUCAAAUAUCUGUCGAGUCGAGGCGUUCGCGUGGCGUUGGGUCACUCGACGGCCAGCUUGAGAGAUGCGGAGAUUGGCGCUUCAAACGGAGCGUCCCUGAUCACACACUUGUUCAACGCGAUGCCUCUCUUCCAUCAUCGGGACCCGGGUGUAGUCGGUCUGCUCACAUCGGAGGUUUCGCCUAGGCCUCUCUUCUACGGAAUAAUAGCUGACGGUGUUCACACGCAUUUUGAAACAUUACGUAUCGCCCACCGGAUAAAUCCACAGAACCUCGUCCUCGUGACCGACGCAAUUAGCGCGAUGGGACUUGAAAACGGCAAACAUUUCAUAGGCGAUAUGCAGGUCGUCAUCGAGGGAAAGCGAGCGACUAUUGACGGAACUAGCACAUUGUGCGGGUGCGUCAGUAGCCUUGAUUUCUGCGUUAGGCAGUUCCACGCUGCGAGUGGCUGCUCGAUCGAGGAAGCUCUUGAAGCGGCGUCGCUCCAUCCUGCACAGGCUCUGGGUUUGGCAAACAAGGGGUCCCUGGAUGUAGGUUCCGAUGCGGAUUUCGUGAUAGUCAACGACGACAUCCAGAUACAGUCUACUUGGAUCGCGGGAGAAAUGGUGUAUUCACUCUGAGAAUGAGGUCAAGGGUCUCAUACAGCAGCAGAGACAGAGGGUGCCGUGGUUCGAUUUCUCGAAUAAAGAGACAAGGUUCU
Messenger RNA from Galendromus occidentalis (western predatory mite), 1430 nucleotides. Its product is annotated as N-acetylglucosamine-6-phosphate deacetylase. Gene Ontology annotation, molecular function: N-acetylglucosamine-6-phosphate deacetylase activity. Bases 169 to 1350 code for a protein of 393 amino acids. The transcript has 8 exons. NCBI's taxonomy places the organism in Eukaryota, Metazoa, Arthropoda, Arachnida, Mesostigmata, Phytoseiidae. Gene Ontology annotation, biological process: N-acetylglucosamine catabolic process. The record is from RefSeq and is a predicted model, not a curated record.